Messenger RNA from Zygotorulaspora mrakii, 1257 nucleotides. RefSeq lists its product as uncharacterized. NCBI's taxonomy places the organism in Eukaryota, Fungi, Ascomycota, Saccharomycetes, Saccharomycetales, Saccharomycetaceae. Gene Ontology annotation, cellular component: membrane; endoplasmic reticulum. Gene Ontology annotation, biological process: transmembrane transport. The transcript has a single exon. The record is from RefSeq and is a predicted model, not a curated record. The coding region runs from base 1 to 1257 and encodes 418 amino acids.
AUGUCUGCUAGUGCUGAGGAGCAGUUUGCGUUCGGCCAUUUAGCGUAUCUUGUAUUUGAGUCCGUGCUUCAGGUCGUUAUAAUAUCUUUUGCCGGAUUCUGGAGUGCUAAGUCGGGGCUGUUGCCUAAGAAGGGUCAAAAGAUUAUAUCUGCAUUGAAUGUGGACCUGUUCACACCAUGUCUGAUUUUCAGCAAGUUGGCUAGAUCUCUGUCGAUGGCCAAGAUUUUGGAGAUUUCCAUCAUUCCGUUGUUCUUCGCUGUCAGCACUGGUAUCUCCUUCUUUUCAGGUAAAAUUGUGUCAAGAUUUUUGAGGUUGGAUAGAGACGAGAGUAAUUUUGUUGUUGCUAAUUCGAUAUUCGGUAAUAGUAAUUCGCUACCCGUCUCUUUGACACUAUCUCUCGCCUAUUCUCUGCCGGGGUUGACCUGGGAUCAGGUUCCUAAUGAUAACAGAGAUAGUGUUGCAUCAAGGGGUAUUUUAUAUCUGCUUAUCUUCCAGCAAAUCGGACAAAUGUUGAGAUGGAGCUGGGGUUACAACAAGUUGAUGAGAUGGUCCGGGGAAAAUCAUCAACAUAUGCCACCAUCCCAAAUCCAAGCUCACCUAGAAACACAGCAGAGAGAAGAUAUUUCCACCGAUGACUUGGGCCAAGAUUUCGGAAUCCAUUCCGAUUCCUUUCAUUUAAAGAUAUGGUUGAAGAUAAAGAAUUCCUAUCACAAGGUCAGGAGCUAUUUGAAUCCACCACUUUACUCUAUGAUUGUCUCCGUGUUGGUUGCCGCUAUCCCCCCUGUUCAACAUGAACUGUUCCACAAGAGCGGAUUCAUCAACAAUACGUUCUCGGAGGCAGUGAGUCAGUUGGGUUCAGUUUCAAUCCCACUGAUUUUAAUCGUGCUAGGUUCAAAUUUACAUCCAAACGAGGAAACUUUCCCAAAGAGUCACAAUCAUAAUAAAUUGAUCAUUGGUUCCAUCGUUGGUCGUAUGAUUUUGCCAUCAUGUUUCCUUCUGCCCGUGAUCACUAUUGCUGUGAAAUACAUCAAUGUUAGUAUCCUCGAUGAUCCAAUUUUCUUGGUUGUUGGUUUCUUGCUAACGGUAUCGCCACCCGCUAUUCAAUUAACUCAGAUUACGCAACUGAACGAAUUUUUCGAAGCUGAAAUGUCUAAUGUCCUAUUCUGGGGAUAUGUUGUGCUAAGUUUACCAGUAAGCAUAGUUGUUGUGUCUGCGGCUAUUUACGUUCUUCAAUGGGCAAACCCAGUGGCAGCAUAA